UGUGCAAUAGUUUAUGUGACAUCCCAUUUAUAAUGUUCUGUAAACCCACCCCUCGUUAUUUGUUGAUUGAAUAGCUUAUACGAGAUACGGCAUCUGUUUGUGUUUUUCACUGCUCUCCGCGAUCGCGAUCGUUGCUUAUCAGCCUGAUACCUGGUUCUCUCUCGCGCUCCGAAUUGGCCAAAUGUUUAUUUCUGUCACCACUACACGGCGGAGAGUGCUAUCAGCAUAGCCAACUUCGGGCGCCGCCGUCACCACAAACCGUCCAUUUGCCAUCGGACGUUCAAAGGAGAAACACACGCACUCAACUUGCUAAAAAUAAUUCAAAAUUUAAGAAAAUAGGCGUGCCUCUAUUGACCAAAAGAAUUGAACUAUAAUGACACAUCUGACAAAAAAUUUCGCACGUCCAGAAAAGAAUGAGGAGGUUGUGACCUUCGGCAGUCUGGAUCCGUCGGUUCAAGAACUUCUGACAGCUGCUUUUCAAGUGCGCCAGCGGGCAUACGUUCCAUAUAGUGGCUUCAAAGUUGGGGCUGCUUUUCGGGCCAAGGUCGAUGGAAAGAUCUUCACUGGCUGCAAUGUGGAAAACGCCGCCUUUACGCCGGGCUCUUGUGCCGAGAGAACGGCCAUUGCUAAGGCCGUAAGCGAAGGAGCCACCGAAUUUUUGGCAGGUGCUGUUUUGGCCUACGAACCUAAUGUAUUCACCACUCCUUGCGGCGUUUGUCGUCAGUUUAUACGCGAGUUUGCCAACGCGGAUAUACCCAUAUAUGUGGCCCAGGCGAUCGAUGCGAGGAUUGCUGAAAAGCAGGAACUUUUGCAGAGUGACGAUCCCGUCAUGUGCACCUCAAUCUUUAAUCUGUUGCCGAGCAGUUUUCACACCUAUCGAAAGUAACGACCACUGCAGGCAAGAACCGAAAAUAGGCAGAAGGUAGCUAGGUAAAGGUUGUUUCUCAACCCCUUGCUGCCUCUAAUCAAUAUAAUUUUGAUCUAAUCACUUGCAAUAAAGAAAAUUACACU
Molecule: messenger RNA, 1011 nt
Organism: Drosophila melanogaster (fruit fly)
Lineage: Eukaryota; Metazoa; Arthropoda; Insecta; Diptera; Drosophilidae
Exons: 2
Coding region: 374-886 (170 amino acids)
Biological process (GO): pyrimidine-containing compound metabolic process; carbohydrate derivative metabolic process; nucleobase-containing small molecule metabolic process
Cellular component (GO): cytoplasm
Molecular function (GO): cytidine deaminase activity; identical protein binding; zinc ion binding
Source: RefSeq, marked reviewed